AUUCAUCUUCCUACCAGAUGUAUGGGAUGGAGUCGUCAUGUCUGGACCUGGCUCUGGAAGGUGAGCGGCUCUGUAAGGCUGGUGACUACCGAGCCGGUGUGUCUUUCCUAGAGUCUGCCAUCCAGGUUGGAACAGAGGACCUCCAAAUCCUCAGUGCCAUCUACAGUCAGCUGGGAAAUGCCUACUUUCACCUGCAGGAGUAUAACAAAGCCCUGGAGUACCAUCGCCAUGAUCUCACACUUACUAGAACCAUUGGAGAUGAACUUGGUGAGGCCAAAGCCAGCGGUAACCUCGGGAACACAUUAAAGCUUUUAGGACGGUAUAAUGAAGCAGUGGUUUGUUGCCAACGACAUUUGGAUAUCACCAGAGCCGUGUAUGAUAAGGUUGGGCAAGCUCGAGCGCUGUAUAAUUUCGGGAACGUGUACCAUGCCAAGGGCAAGGGCAUCUGCUGGAGUGGAGCGGAGCCAGGAGAGUUUCCAGAGGAAGCAAGACUUGCUUUGAGGAACGCUGCACAAUACUACGAAGCAAACCUGAGCCUGGUGAAGGAGUUAGGCGAUCGAGCAGCCCAGGGUCGCACCUAUGGAAACCUAGGUAACACAUACUAUCUGCUGGGUGACUUUGAAACAGCAGUAGCAGCACAUGAAAAGCGGCUUCUCAUCGCUAAAGAGUUUGGGGAUAAGUCUGCUGAGAGGAGGGCACAUUGUAACCUUGGUAAUGCUCACAUAUUCCUCAGCCAGUUUGAAGUGGCAGCUGGUCAUUACAAGAGGACUUUGCAGCUGGCCAGGCUUUUGAAGGACAAGGCGGUGGAGGCCCAGGCCUGUUACAGUUUAGGCAACACCUACACACUACUGCAGGACUAUGAGAGAGCCAUUGAUUACCAUCUCAAACAUCUGGUAAUUGCUCAGGACCUCAACGACAGAGUCGGUGAAGGAAGAGCAUACUGGAGUCUAGGAAAUGCCCACACAGCCCUAGGGAAUCAUGAGCAAGCCAUGUACUUCGCGGAAAAACAUCUGGAAAUUGCUAAAGAGACUGGAGACAAAAGUGGCGAGGUGACUGCGAGGAUGAACUUGUCAGAUUUACGGCUGGUUGUAGGCCUGAAGUCCAACCCCAACAUCCAUUCCAACAUCUUCCGCAACACCAACACAAAUAGCUCUGGUCUGCCAGUGAGCCACCAGGGCUUCCUCAACCUCUCAGGGGUGAAGACUCCAGCAAGGAGGACAGUCAGCACAGAGGACCUGGAAAUCAGUCCAUGUCCUGACAAAAAUCCAGCUGGCAAUUCACCAGUACCUCCAGACUGGGAGGGGGAGGUGUUCCCGAAGUCUUCAAAAACGGACACAAUUAAGGCUUCCACUAAACUUUUCCUCUUUCACCGGCUAAGAAGCAAGAAGCACAAGAACAACAAAUUAUCUCCUAAAGGCCAGCAUGAAAACAGCACAGAACCCUCAGCACCUGAACUGAACCGACCGGAGUCACCUAUGCAUGGGUCACGGGACACAAUCGGAGAGGAUGGCUUUUUCGAUCUCCUCUCUCGUUUCCAGGGCAACAGGAUGGACGACCAAAGGUGCUCUCUACUGGAUGGCCAGAGCCAUCACACUGCCCAUUCCUCUCCCUCCUCCACCCCACCUGUAGCUGAAAGGAAAUCUAUUUUGGAGCGCGAAACCCCAUUGCAGGAUCCUGGUCAUUUCCUGGAGCUGCUGGCCAGCUCCCAGGGCCGUCGUCUGGACGACCAAAGAGUCAGCAUGUGCCAUUUUCCUGGCUUGAAACUCAGCACCUCCAACCCGCCUCGUACACUCUCCACCUCCAGCACAGAUCAAGUCCCCACACAAGCCCCAAUCCCCAGUACAGAAACACCUCACACACCCUCCCUAUACAGUCGUAUCGAGGCCAGUGCUGACCAGCCUGAGGGGGAUGAUGUCUUCUUUGAUAUGCUAGUUAAGUGCCAGGGCUCCAGGCUGAAUGACCAGAGGUGUGCUGCACCAUCUUCUCCAACAAGAGGACCAACUGUUCCAGAUGAAGAUUUCUUCAGUCUCAUCUUGCGUUCCCAGUCCAAUAGGAUGGAGGAACAGCGGGUCCUGCCGCCAUCUGGUCUCGCUCAAUCCAAACCAGACUGAUUUAAUGGAGCUAUUUUAUCAUGUUCUCUCAGGAUACAAGAUGAAGUCACCAAGCUUCCAUUAAUUUUGUAUUUUUUUUUUUAUAAUCAAGAUUUAGAUUUUUAACCCACUCCUACCUUGACUCUUGCCUUUCUGGAUUAUCCAACAACAUUCCUGUGAGACUGACAAGAAUACAGGGGAUGCUAUGCGUAUUCAAGGUCUCAGAUAAUACAACAAUUGGUCAUUGUGACUGUAAAAUUGUGGGAUGUUUUACGUUUUCAAGACCUAUGACUUGUUUUUAGCUAGCUGGUAGACUAUCUGGAUUGCUUGUCAGUACCUUUUGACGUCUUUCUACUCAGAAAGUACGAAUCAAGUCACUCAUACAAAUUCUUGCUUUUUUGGUUUGACUAAGAGAACUGUAGUUUAAUGUUAUAGGCCAAGCCAAAGAGAUCGGUGAUUUUAUCUUUUAGAGGUUCUGCAAUCAAGGAAGCUGGAACAUAGUUGGGACUUUUCAGCCCGUUUGUUAUUCAGUUAAUUCACCAAAAGUGGAGCAUUUGGUUUGAAUGAAGUUCGAACUUCUCCAUCACCUCCUCAUCAGAGGGUCAACAGACAAACCUCUUCUGGGGGAAUAAAUGGACAUCUCUACUACCCCCAUUUUAAACCUCUUGGUGACUGCUGGGACAUUUAUAAUAUGUUUUUCAGAUGUUACUUUUGAAGACCAUCAAUUUUACAUUGUUCACAGAAACUCUACAGUUUGUACCAUGUGAAUUAUUGCCAUGAACUGAUGAAUGGGAUUUUUUUUGCACAAGACUUGACAAGGAACUUACUAGUGUGAGAAAAAAAAAUGUUAUAUUAGCUUUUAUAUUACUAUAACUUCU
Messenger RNA from Scomber scombrus (Atlantic mackerel), 2968 nucleotides. RefSeq names its product G-protein-signaling modulator 2-like. The transcript has 15 exons. NCBI's taxonomy places the organism in Eukaryota, Metazoa, Chordata, Actinopteri, Scombriformes, Scombridae. Bases 18 to 2111 code for a protein of 697 amino acids. The record is from RefSeq and is a predicted model, not a curated record. Gene Ontology annotation, molecular function: GTPase regulator activity; protein binding.